CAUGACUCUGCGAAGACUGUAAAACGACGUCCGUUGAACGGCCACUGUGAACAAAAUGGAUGGUUCCUGGCAACGCUCGUCCAGACCGGAGCUGCGUCCUGAUCCCGCCUCUUAUCCCUCGACAUAUUCGCGCGAGGCCUCCCCUUAUUCCAAUAUCGGCAGCCAAUCGCACUUGAACCUUUUGAACAACAGUGCCAAUCCACCGGCCGACCCACCAAUUGUCUUUCUGUCUGGAAAUAAUGAUCUGGUCGAGGACCAGGCCAGUCCGCCACUGCAUCCUUCAGUCACUUUGACUGCCGUCUCAGACGUCAGUAGAAGAAAAUUGGCACCCUUGGACUUCUGGCCGCCGAUUUUGAAAUGGUAUUCAACGAUAUUUUUGACAAUCUUGUAUCUCGGCACAGCCGGCGCGAUUGUGGCACUCUGGCUCGCAGCUGGAACCAAUGGCCAAUACCACUUGUCGAGCGAAAAUGUUCGCAUGAUAUCGCGGUACUUUCCCUCGGCGUUGGGCACCCUCAACGUCAUUCUGUUCCGUCAACUUGUUCGUGAAUAUAUUCGGAUGAAACCUUUCGUGGAGAUGGCGGACCAAGGCGAGGAAGAGAGCUCCGGAAAGCCGCCCAGCAAAGGUGUCAGUGGGGCGUUCUUUCCAUGGCAGGAUAUCACCAUUACUCGAGGCAUGACUUCGAUCAUCUCCCUAUUUUGUCAACUAAUGGUUGGGUUCAUCGUCAGUUUGAAGGUUGCACUGCUAGCCAGCGGUCCCGCCACGCUCGAACACACCGGCCAGGAAGCCACAGCAGGUUGGACUCUGACACUCCGAGUGUGGCCGGCUUUCUUCCUCAUCAUCGGACAUGUCAUAAUGGCUGCUUACGUGCUUUGGGUUGCUCACCUCAACCGCGGAAAGUCGACUGGCCUCAGAUGGGACCCUGUUACCAUUGCCGACUACUGUGCCCUGUUUGCACACUGUAACGUUGCGGAGUACUUCUCAGCGCUUGAGUUGCUCCACAACCGCAAAGCAAAGCAAGUCUUGUCGACAAACCAUCUGUUUCGACUGGGUUACUGGGAAAAGCCCAUUCCUGGAUCGCCCAAUAGAAGUCAUUUGGUAUACGGCAUUGGCACGACUUGGACCGCAGCAGAUCGUACAUCAACAUCAUUUGAACCUAGCUGGUACGACCGAUUGAUCGGAAAUAAAAAGGGCCCAACCCCGGUAGACGAUUGUAAUAAGUACAGGAGUGACGACGAGCGUUUACCUUGCAACCAAGGAACGUGGCCAGAAUGCGAACACUAUCCCUACCGCCAUAGCCCUGGUUGCGGAAAGGGCUGGGUCGUUUUGUCUGUAGCCCUGGCCUGGGCAGGACUCGCCGUUGCCGUCUACGGACUUAUCAAUGGCAUAGUUUUCAAUGGGUUUCGCCUGAAGAAGGACUGGAGCAUCCCAUCAGACAUGUCGGUUACUGCUGGGAAUCACACAUUCAACCUGCCACCUAUCGACCCGACAGACCCAGAAUCAAAGCUUAUUGUGUAUGCGUUAUUGUUCCGCUCAGCGCCAGUCUAUGUGGCCGGCGUGUUCACAGCCACAAUUAUUGAGUGGGUGGACGUCAACAUGCGAUUCAUGCAACCGUUUAUCAACAUGUUUGGCAAACCGGGGGAUGCAGCGGAUACCGUCCUCCUCGCGUACAUCACCACGUCCCCUUUCCAGGUACCUAUCACGGCGAUCGAGAAGGGCCAUUACAAAGUCGCGGCCUUCUCAAUCUUGAACACCCUCUCACCGUUGUUCCCGAUCUUCAUUGGUGGCCUCCUCCAGCUCGAGGAUGACGACCAAAUGGUCCUGUUCAACUUUUCUCUGUCAGCCUAUAUCGGUAUCAUGGUGUUUCUAAGUGCAUGGAGCGUCGCAUUGCCAUUCGCAUUCCCCAUUCAGAAGAGGCUUCUCCCGCGCCAAUUCUACAGUAUGGCGGAUUUAAUGGCAAUGUGCCACAAGUCCUACUUUCUGCAACGGCGUUAUCUUGACUUUGCGGACAAGAGGCGCACCCCGUCAAAGGACAUCAUGGAGGCUCGCAUCCUUAUGUCAGGGGACAGAUUCUUGUUUGGUCACUACACGGACGACGAGGAUAGAAAGCACAUUGGGUUCGACAUCCACAGCACUGUGGACUACAACUCCGGCGACGUGGACGAGACACACCUCGUGGUCGCUGUCACGCCUGCGGGUGAAAUAGACAAGCUCACCAGCCAAACGAUCAAAACCAUGACAAACCUCUUUCGCAAUACCGGCAGAGUCCAGAACAGCGGCAAAGGGUUCGUUGCAUGGGUACGGCGAAUGCUGCGAAGCCAGCCAGGAAGCCCGGCAGAGAGGGAAAUGAGCUUCCUAGCUCCUCGGGGAUCCGCCACUGGCUCACAUCUCGAGGGGCAGCAGGAGGCGCGGCAGCGACCUGUUGUGGCGUUCGCCGCCGAACUGGGUUGACUAGACGACGGCUUGACAACUCUAUAAACGGACACAAGAUCAGUUGGCGGAUUCCUGGUCAAAAAUUCGCCUGCGGGCGGCACCAGGAGGAUCCGGCAACACCUUAUAGUGCUCGCUAGACCUAAUACCGUUUGGCAAUUAUUUUGCGAUUCUCAAGGCUGUCGUCUCCGUCAAGGCGCUUCCCAAACGGCGUGGGCUCAAGUAUGCUAGUCUCCAGUCCCCCGUUGGAUGGAUCGAUAUUCUAAGGCCAGCAACCAGGUUCGGAUGUAUACACAACUUCUACAUCGCUAAGUAACCGCUACCGGGAUUA
Messenger RNA from Cladophialophora immunda, 2759 nucleotides. RefSeq lists its product as uncharacterized. The record is from RefSeq and is a predicted model, not a curated record. NCBI's taxonomy places the organism in Eukaryota, Fungi, Ascomycota, Eurotiomycetes, Chaetothyriales, Herpotrichiellaceae. The transcript has 3 exons. Bases 56 to 2449 code for a protein of 797 amino acids.